CAUUUCGAGGUAAACAUCAAGAACUUGUGCUGUAUUUAUUUCAAAGGAAAUAAUUUUUAUUUAAACUAAUUUAAGGAAAAUAUUAAAUAAAACAAGUGUUUUUUGAGUAACCAAAGAUGAAUUGUAUCAAACGCCUGCGUUCACUUCUAACCCGUUCUUCUCCAAAACAAUUUCCCCGUGCAUUUACCAGUUCAACAGACGACAAAGUCGAUGAGACUCGUCAAUGGCCAAGAAAGAUAUUCUCUGGCAUUCAACCAACUGGUUCCCUCCAUUUGGGUAAUUAUCUUGGUGCUGUUCAAAAAUGGGCUGAACUACAAAAUUCCGGAGAAGAUGUAACUUAUUGCAUUGUUGACUUACAUUCAAUAACAGUUCCACAAGAUCCGGAAACAUUACGCAAUAACAUUAUCCAAAUGACUGCCACAAUGUUGGCAUGUGGAAUAGAUCCCAAUAAAUCCACGGUAUUCCUUCAGUCAACUGUUAAGGAACACACUGAGUUAAAUUGGAUUCUCGGUUGUCUAACGACAAUGGCCAGGUUAAGACACUUGCCUCAGUACAAAGAGAAGACACAAAAAAUGAAAGAGAUUCCUUUGGGUUUGUUUCUGUAUCCAGUUUUGCAAGCAGCUGAUAUUCUUCUUUACAAAACUACCCAUGUUCCAGUUGGUGAAGAUCAAGUUCAGCACAUUCAACUAACCCAACACUUAGGCAAUCUAUUUAACAACAGAUUUGGAACCACUUUUCCCGAUUGUCAUGCAAUCAUUGACAAGAAAGAAGCUGCACGCAUUCGUUCGCUAAGAGAUCCCUCCAAAAAAAUGUCCAAAUCCGAUCCAGAAGUAAAAAGUUGUAUCUAUCUCACGGAUGAACCCGAUGUCAUUGUUGAGAAGAUCAAAAAAGCUGUAACAGAUUUCACGUCCGAAGUGACUUAUGAUCCAGAAAAUAGAAUGGGUGUUAGUAAUUUGGUUGCCAUUCAUUCAUUAGUCUCCAAUGGAAAAUCUACCGAAGAGAUUUGUAAAGAAGUUCAAGGUAUUGACACUGGAAAAUAUAAAAUGGUUGUUGCUGAAGCAGUAGUUGAACAUUUGAAACCAAUUCGCACGAAAAUCAAUGAGUAUUUGAAAAAUCCCAGUGAAUUAGUGUAUAUUUUGGAAGAAGGACGUGAGAAGGCACAAGGAAUUGCUGAAGAGACGAUGGCUGAGGUUAAGCAAAAAGUUGGAUUAGGGGCUAAUUUGUCGGAAUUUUCUGUUUUAAAAACGAUAUCAAAAAAGAUGUAGGCAAGAGUUAAAUGUUUUUUGAAUAAAUUUAAGUGUUGAUUUAAA
Episyrphus balteatus (marmalade hoverfly) is the source of this 1310-nucleotide messenger RNA. It is a transcript of the gene TrpRS-m, whose product is annotated as tryptophan--tRNA ligase, mitochondrial. The record is from RefSeq and is a predicted model, not a curated record. Gene Ontology annotation, cellular component: mitochondrion; mitochondrial matrix. Gene Ontology annotation, biological process: mitochondrial tryptophanyl-tRNA aminoacylation. The coding region runs from base 117 to 1265 and encodes 382 amino acids. The transcript has 3 exons. NCBI's taxonomy places the organism in Eukaryota, Metazoa, Arthropoda, Insecta, Diptera, Syrphidae. Gene Ontology annotation, molecular function: tryptophan-tRNA ligase activity; ATP binding.